Molecule: messenger RNA, 6067 nt
Organism: Fonticula alba
Lineage: Eukaryota; Rotosphaerida; Fonticulaceae
Exons: 15
Coding region: 1-6006 (2001 amino acids)
Cellular component (GO): endoplasmic reticulum
Molecular function (GO): lipid binding
Source: RefSeq, a predicted model, not a curated record
AUGUCGGCGUACGGUGUUGUUGGCACGUCGCUGCCCCUGGUGCCGGAGCCCGUGUCCGGCGAUGCGCUGGAGGCCCAAUGGCAGGCCGCCAUGCGCUUCGUCCUGGAGGCCAUGUCCUCCUUCGGCGAGCUGCUGAUGAACUACCUGGGCUCGCUCGGGGUGACGGACUACCUGACCGAGAAGUAUCUAAAGUCCCGAAGUGCCCCGAACUUCGGCCGGCCCACCGACCGUGCAUCGGUCGACAUCUCGGUCACCAAAACCACCACCGCCAUGGUGAGCAUGAUGUUUCUCCUGGUGUACCUCAGCACGGUGAUGGGCCUUUCCCCCCUGCUGCCGCUGUUUGCGUGUGUUGUGUCCGUCCUGGCGGCCGUCCACCGGAACCGGCUGCGUACCAAGGUGAAGCAGGAUAUCAUCCGUGCCGGGGGCGUCCCCGAUGGCAUGAGCGAGGCCCUGUGCCAGACCAUCCGCGAGUCGCUGACCGCCAACGACGAGGGCGAUGGGUGGGAGUCGCCGGCCAUGAUCGAUGCCAUGCUCACGCAAAUCACCUCCUUCAUCGGGCCGCGCAUGGCGCCCAUGAUCAUGGAAACCGCCGGGCCGAUGAUCGCCUCCAGUUCGCCAGUGUCCCAGAUCCUGCUCGAAUUGGUGGACAUCAGCCUGGGCACCGCCUCGCCCAAGAUCCUACGCAUUCGUGCCCAUCGUGAUGCCCCUCCCGGGAUCCUUAAACUCGACGUUGCCAUUGCGUAUGCCGGGAAAAAUGGCGCCAGCGCCCAGCUCCGGGUGAAGCUCGGCCGCUUCGGCGGCAUCACCAUCCCGGUGCUGGUGCACGACUUCUACUUUCGCGCCACCCUACAUGUGGCCCUGCGCCUGCGUGCCAGCUACCCCUUGAUGGAGGACAUCACCAUUCACUGCCUGGACGAGCCGCUGGUAGAUUUCUCGGUGAGACCCCUGGGCGGGACGCUGGACAUGAUGGCGCUGCCCGGUGUCAGCGCCCUGGUGAGGUCGCACAUUCGCGAUGGCGUGCGCUCCCGCCUGAUGGUGCCCAAUAAGGUGGUGCUGCCGGUGCGGUCGUGGGCCGUGUGCACGGCCGCCAUUCCCCUGGCCCCACCGGAGCCCCGGCAGAUGUACCGCCCCUGUGUGGGCAUCGUGCGCGUGGAGCUGGUCGCGGCCGCUGGCAUCCCGCGCCGGGACAACCUUGCCGGCGCCGGGCAUCCCUUCUUCCGAAUGCGCCUCCACGGGCGUCGCUACCCGGAGUUCGUGUCAAGUGUUCGGCGCCGCGCGACCGCCGCCCAGUGGAAUGAGUCGGUCCUCUUUCCGCUGACGGACACGCCGAAUGAGACCGACCUCCAUGCGCUCGUGCGGGUGCGCACGCGCGUGGCCCCGCGCCUCGGGCGAAAGGCCAUCGUCCUGCGGCUGUUCUUCGCGCAUGCCAUGCUCAAGGAGGAGCUGAUCGCCGAGACCCGGGUCCCCAUGGGCCCGGUCAUCAGCAACCCCGACCAUUUCCGUCACGAGCGCACCGUGAUCGUGCGCAUGGGCGCCACCACGGUCAGCUUCCGGAUGCAAUACCUGCCGGUGGCCACCGGCAUGCGCAGCGCCGCGCUGCUUUCGUCGCUGGCACCGCGGGCCGUUUUCAACCGCUCGAUCGUCUGCCCGGGCGAUCCGGUGCGAAUCUGCGGCCCAGGCAUCCUGUACAUGCAAAUCAUCCGCGCCGAGGGGCUGUCCUCCUUCUCGGUGCCCCAUGCCAAGAUCCGCGUCGAGGCAACCAUCGGCUCCCGGCCGGUGUACAUGACCGAGCCCCGGCAGGAUGCCCAAUGGCGCGAGGCGUUGGACCUGCUCGUGGUGCCGGACGCCACAUCCCUCUCGACGCAGCAGAGCUGGGUGUCCCUGAGCCCGGUGGGCGCGGAAACCGCCGUCGAUGAGGCCGGGGGGAAUUACGACCCGGCCGGCGGGGAUCCGUAUGCCGCGCUGCAGGGCAGCACUCGCAUGGCCGGCGAUGCGGAGGGCGGCACCGGCCCGGGGGGCGCGACCCCCGGCGUGUCGGCCGGCACCCCGGACGGCACGUCCACCCUCCUGCGCCUGGCCCUCGUGACGGAGGAAACCAACACCCCGCUCGGGGUGGUGGUCCUGCCGCUGGAGGCUCUGCGCUUCUCGGCCGGCGAGCCGACCGUCUGCGAGGACCUCUUCCGGCAAUUUUGCCGCAUGCACCGGCAGACCGUCUCCCGGCGGUGGGAGUCGGCCGCCGCCGCGGCCGGGCUGGACCUCAACCACCUGGAGCGGCCCCUCGGCCGGACGCAGAUGCAAAUCCUUCGCGAGGGCCUGACCUGCUCCUGUACGCGCGUCGGGGCCGGGUGUGCCACCCUCCGGGCCAUGAACGAGAAUGCCACCGGCAUCGUCGGGCCCGGCGGAGGUGACCCCAUGGCGGCCGGCCUGCCCGCGCCGGUGAAUGCCACCGGCAUCGUCGGGCCCGGCGGAGGUGACCCCAUGGCGGCCGGCCUGCCCGCGCCGGUGGUGCGCGAUGGCCAUCCCCCGGAUGACGGGUCGCUGGCCGCGCGGCAGUCCAUUCUCGGGUCCACCACCCGGCCCCUGCGCUUGGCGCCGGCCCUGGUCAACAGCGCCUGGAUGGAGGGCCGCCAGGGGGCCAACACGGUCAUCCCGCGCCUGGUGUUGGUUCUUCGCUUCCAGCCGCUGGGGAUGAUGUCCUUGAUCCGGGCUGCCGGAUCCAAUGGGGUGGGUGCGGAAAAGCCGGUCUUGCGGUCGGAGGCCGCGGCCGCACGUGGCACGGCAGCCGGCUAUUCCGCCGUCCAGGGCCCCGGCGUGGACCCCAUGGCCACCGUCCGGCCGGCCUCCCUCGGCCGGACCCAGAGCAGCACCGGGCGCAGGGUCAACCAGCAGGUGACGGACUUCGUGGGAUCCCCCCGGCGCGGGCUCAGCGACCGGUUCCCGGCGGCCGGUCGCCAGCGGCGGCACAUUUCCAAAGUCCUGGAGGCUUCAUCAAACGACAUCGAUGUCAUCCAAGUUACGGUGCACUCGGCGCGGCACUUGACCGCGGCCGAUUCCUCCGGCCUGGCCGAUCCGUAUGUCCAUCUGCACUUGACCACCGGCGGGCUGGCGGUCGACGAGGCGGGCAAGCGCCUGCCCCGCAUCGACGUGGACCGGCGGACGAAUGUCGCCGAGAAAACCCUCAAUCCGGUCUGGGAGCAGACCUUCAACUUCCCGAUCACCCGCCGGCAGGCCGGCUACCUGGACAGCCUGGCCCGGGAGCAGGCCGGCGUCCUGGCCGCGGCCACCGGCGACCUGUCAAGUGGCGCCGACACCGAUAACAUGAUGGCCGGCCUGGAGGCCACGCUCGAGAUCACCGUGCGCCAUGCGGGGCUCAGCCGCCGGCGAAGUGAUCGCCUCGGGGUCCUGCGCUUGGACUUGUCGCGAAUCUACGAUCCGAUCUACAACUGCUGGUUCCGUCUGGAGGGCGUCCCGCGCGGGGAGAUCCGCCUGACGGUGACAUCGAACCGGAACAUCGCCCGGGCCCGGGGCGCCGAUGGGCCGGUGGCUGUGCCCACGGUGGUCAGCCGUCUGGGACACCCCUGCGAUGACCUGGUGGCCUCGACCCUGCGCGACAAGGACCUGCAUCCGGAGUGCAUCGUCGGGAGCACCUGGGACGAAGCCGACGGGGUGACCGUCGGAUCGCCGGCGCCGUCACCACCGCCACGGGUGCGCGCCUCCCCCGGCAAGGCCCCUGCUUCGGUGGUCAAGCGCACCCCGGCCGGGUCGCCGGUGGCCGGAGCCGCCCCUUCGCCGGUGCCGCGCGUUCGCAUCCAAGUGGACCCGCCGACCCCGCCCGGCCGAGGUGUGGCCGACAGGUCGGCCGCCUCGUCGGGGGCAGCGCCCACGGCCACGGCCGCCACCACCACCACCGCCAGCAUGGCAGCGGCGGCACAGCCCAGCCCGAUGACCCUCCUGCGCCACCGGUUCCCCCCGGCAGUCACCCCGGGCGGGACCCUGCUGCCGGACGCUUCCUUCAGCCAGCUGGACCUGCACAGCUCGGCCGCCGGCCCGAGCCCGGCCCCGGCCCCGGCCCCGGCCCCGGUGCCGGUGGUGACCGUCACCAAGUCCACGGUCCAGCCGGCCGACAGCCCGGUCCUGGUGGCCAAGCUGUCGCCGCCGCCGGUGGCCGCCACCACCCACGCCGAUGUGGUUGUGAUCACGGAUGCCUCGGAUUCGGAGCUCGAGCCGGAGCCCCCCGGCAGGAGCCCCGGGCCGGGCCCCUCGCCGCUGCGCGAGGAGUGGCGCCAGUCCGUCGCAUCGCCAGGCGGGACGCUGCUUCCCGGGGCCGCGGCCGCACCGCCCCCUGCCGGCGACUGGGCCGCCGGCAGCGCCAGCGUCCACCUGGUCCGGGAAUCCCCCCCGCCAGGGUCGCCGGCCGGCACGGAGGUGUGGACCGUUCGCGCCGGGGCCGGCGGGCCGCCGGGGGCCGCUGCCGAGGCAGACUCGCCGAUGCGACAUCUUGCCCCGGCGCCGGGGCCGGAGCUGUCGCCGCUGCUGGGCCGGCGUGCGGCCCGCGAGUGGACCGUGGCCGUGAGCCGGCCCGGGGCCGCGGCAGGCUCGCUGCCGGCCGUCGAAUCGGCCGACGUCAUUUUCAUCGACGCCCCGGCCAGGAAGGCCGAUGCCGGCCCCACGCCCUGGAGGCAGACCGCCGGCCUGCCGCCCACCCCCUCGCCCAGCCCGCCGGCCAGCCCGCCGGCCGGGGCGGCCGCCAUCGGUCGACCGGCCGGAGGCCCGGCCCCGGCGCCGGUCGCCCACCCGGCCAUCGUGUCAUCUGUGCCGAGCAGCGCCGCAAGCUCGCCCCCGCUGCCGGUGGCCGCCGCCUCCUCGGGCGCCGCCUCCUCGGGGUCCUCCUCUUCGGCCGCCUCGCCUUCGCCCACGGUGGCACUGAUGCCGGGCCCGGGCGUCCCCCGGCGGCCCGUGGCGGCCGGCCAAUCGACGCUGAUGCCCGAGGCGCGGGCCAUCUGGCCCGGGCCGAUGCCGGCCGGCCAGACCCCCGGCGGGGGCCCCUCCCUGGGGGAGCGGCGGAAUGUGGCCAUCCGGCCGAUUCGCCCGCCCAUGCGCACGCCCCCCCCGGAGGCGGUGUUCCUCACCGGCCAGCUGGACGGGAAUACCUGGACCGCGGCGCCGAGCCACGUGCCGGAGGACAUCGCCACGGACGCGGUGCUGGUGGCCACCACCCUCGGCACACGCACCGCCCUCGGGCGCUUCAACCACGUCAACGACUUCAUCGGCGAGGAGAGCACCGCCUGGCCGCCGGGGUCGGCCACCGGGCAAGCCGCCUCGGCCCGGCACGAGGUCCGCAUCCCCACCGACGAGGCGGCCUUCGCCGAGAUCUCCACCCUGAACCCGGAGCUGGGGGCCGCCGCGCCGGAGACCGGCCCGGUCGAUGGCCCGGGGCCCGGGCCGGACGCCAUGCAGCCGCCGGGCUGCCGGCCCACCGGCGGCCGGCCCAUCUUCGGCCCGGACGGCCAGGCCGUGACCGCCGUCACGACGACCAUCUCCCCGGCGGGGAUCUUCGAAAAUCGCUCGGUAUACAUCCCGCCCGAUGGGCCCUGCAUGAUUGCCCGCCCGGGGUACACGGAGAAAGGUGCGUCCCCCCGGCCGCGGGCAUCGGCACCCGGGGCCCCGGUCCAGGCGGCCGGCGGCCGGCCCGCGGACCCGGCGCCCGAGCCGCCCCGGCCCGAGGUGGCGCCCAGCCGCGGCCCAGGGUCGCCGCCCGCCCUGUCGGCCGCCCUGUGGCAGGAGGAGGUGGUCGCCGGGGGCCGGCCGGCCGCCAGCCGAGCCCGGCGCUGGGCGGCCAGCUUCCGACGCCGGCUCUCGUCCUCGUCGGCAUCGUCCUCGGCCGGGUCCUCGGCCGGGUCCUCGGCCUCGAGAGCCCCCUCGGUGGCCUCGACCUCGCGGUCCGGUCUGCUGUCGUCCUCCUCGCUGCUGGGCCGGGGCCCCGGUGACGCCGGCCAGGCCCGGUGAUGAGGGGGGCCAGUUGCGCCUCGGCCCCGCGCGGGGCUGCGCGGCGGUCUGCCGCCCGGCG